This is a messenger RNA of Arxiozyma heterogenica, 2052 nucleotides long. RefSeq names its product Rim20p (gene RIM20). The transcript has a single exon. Gene Ontology annotation, biological process: multivesicular body sorting pathway. Gene Ontology annotation, cellular component: endosome. Lineage: Eukaryota; Fungi; Ascomycota; Saccharomycetes; Saccharomycetales; Saccharomycetaceae. Gene Ontology annotation, molecular function: protein binding. The record is from RefSeq and is a predicted model, not a curated record. Bases 1 to 2052 code for a protein of 683 amino acids.
AUGGAAUUUUUGGCUAUUCCAUGUAAGAGAACCUUAUCGGUGGAUUUACUUAAAAAUCUGGGCGAUUUGAUCAAUAAGAUAUCGUUACAAAAUCCAUCACUAUUCCAAAAUGACUUAAAUUUUGUUGAUCAAUUGAGAAAUAACAUCUUAGACACUGAUUUAUCUGAUCAAUCGUUAACUGACCACGUCUCUUAUUAUUAUUUGAUCGAUAAUUUAAUUAAAAAAUUCCCAUCAGAUCAAAUUGGUUUUACUUGGUAUCAAACUCUUUCUACUAGUUCAAUCUCUUCAAACCAAUAUUCCUUUCAAUGGGAUCAAGUAAAUGUACUAUAUAAUAUAGCGUCUCUGUAUAGUCUGAGGGCUAUUGAUUUAAAUCUAUCUAACAACGGUUCAUAUUUGACAAAACAAUGUAAAUAUUUCCAAUUAUCAGCAAUCAUUAUAAAUUUUAUUGUAAUAAACUAUAAUUCUAAUCUAUCAAGAGAUCAAGAAAUGAAUCUAUCAUCCUCCAAUGCUCCAGUAGCUGACACCCCCACCUUAUUAUCAUUGAAAUUUUUGAUGCUCGCACAGGCAAUGGAAUGUUUUUGGCAAAAGGCAAUUAAAGAUAAUUUGAAGGAUAAAAUUGUUGGCAAGAUGUCUUCUCAAAUUGUUCAAUUCUAUGAAGAUACGAUAAGAUAUGGUAAGAAAAGCAUUUUGAUUAGAUCAGAUUGGAUCGAUAAAUUUGAGGAUAAAAAAUUAUAUUUUCAGGCAGUUACAUUCUACAGAAUGGCUAAGGACUACCAUACAAGACAAAAAUAUGGAUUUGAGAUUUUUUGUUACCAAAGUGCAUCAACUUGUUUGGAGCAAUGUGGAAUCACAUCUGAUAAUUUUAGAUCAAAGAUUUAUGAAUCCUUACAUGAUGUAGAAAGAGAUAAUGAUUUCAUUUAUCAUCAAGCUGUACCAUCUGACCCGGUGUCUUUAAUAGAACCAUUAAGUAUGGUUAAUAUAGAUCUUAAUAUGAGAGAAACACUAUUCAAAAAUAUUUCAAUUGAUUUCAAAAAAAUAGAUAGGUUGUUUUAUAAACUGUUACCUUUAGAAGUUAUGGAAUAUGUGACAGUAUUCAAGGAAAGACAACAACAGCAUAUCCAGGAAAGAAUAAUAUCUCCGUUGUGCGCAUUAAAUAAACUAUUAAAAGAUAAAAUGCUCGAAAUAACAACUAACGAUACAUCUGUGAUUAAAUUAGCUAACAUACAUUCAAUUCCGAUUGAAGAACUUGAUAAAUACAAAUAUGCAUUAUCUGAUUUAAAACAAAAUCAAAUUAAUGUUCAAAAUCAACUAAACUACAUUGAAACAAUGCUAAAUGAUGAAGAGGAAAUGGAUAGAAAAUUUCGUCAUAAAUAUGGAUCAUUGGUUACAACUAUCGUUGAAUCAUCUACAGUUAAUAAACCGUAUUGGGAUAAAUUAAAUAUGUUGAGACAAUAUUUAAAACAGGGAUUGGAGGUAGAUAUGAAAACUAUGGAAGUUUUUGAAACCAUUGAUAAAGAUUUAAUUAGUGCCGAUAUUAAAUUACAUGUAAAUAAUGACCCAUUCAUUGAAAAAAUUAAUGAUACCAUAGAAAAGAGAGAUACAUAUAUUUCACAACUUGAAAAUAAAAAAUGGGAUAACUCGAUAUUGCCUGAAUUAAUUGAUGAAUAUAGAUUAAGCAAUAGUGUAAGUAAUUUUGAAUCAAUAUAUUUAUCACAUCUUAAUGCUACCUUUAAAGAGAGUAUGUUAUUUAUUGAAAGUGAAAAGAAGAUUAACCAAGAUUUGAUUUCUGCAAUUGCCUUGAAGAAGCAAGAGGCUAAAGAAAACUAUAGGAAUGAUGCAACCAUUAAAAGAUUGACUCCUCGUGAUCUUUACAUUGAAGAAUUUAAAUUUUCUUUAAAACUUUUAGAACAAGUUAAAUCAAACAUCAUAGAUGCCUCCAAAUUUUAUGAAGAUUUGAUAAACUCUGUCAAUAAUUUCAGUAAUGAGGUGAAUGAAUAUAUUCAUACUAGGAAAUUAGAACAUGAAAAAGUAAAUACCCAAUCACUGGAUUAG